Messenger RNA from Xenia sp. Carnegie-2017, 1225 nucleotides. Its product is annotated as programmed cell death protein 6-like. Gene Ontology annotation, molecular function: calcium ion binding. The record is from RefSeq and is a predicted model, not a curated record. The coding region runs from base 239 to 733 and encodes 164 amino acids. Lineage: Eukaryota; Metazoa; Cnidaria; Anthozoa; Malacalcyonacea; Xeniidae. The transcript is spliced from 7 exons.
AGCAUUUUUCUCGCUAUAUUUUAUGUUAUCACUCAUUUCUAUUAUCCCUAAAAGUUAAAAGAAGCGAACGAGAAGUAAAAUACGUUUGUUUCAUCAGUUAUCAUGCCAACUUAAAGCCUCUGGCUUCAGCGGAAGUAAUGAAUAAUAAGUAUUCGAAACCUCUCGAAAAAAAUAACAAGGAAAUUAUACCCAAGUAUGUGCGGUAGCUCAAGACGUAUUUAUAAGACCUAAAUCAAAAAUGCCACCAAUCAGCAGAUCAUUUUUAUGGAACAUUUUUCAAAGGAUCGACACGGAUAGAAACGGCUCUAUUAAUGGUGAUGAACUUCAAAGGGCCUUGGCAAAUGGUACUUGGACUCCUUUUAAUCCUGAGACCAUACGACUUAUGAUGGGGAUGUUUGAUACAGAUGGCAAUGGUGUGAUUGAUUUCAAUGAAUUUGCUGGUCUUUGGCAGUAUGUCUGUGACUGGCAGGAAUCAUUUCGCAGCUUUGACACUGAUAGCUCUGGAACAAUUGACAGAAAUGAGUUAAAAGCAGCUCUUCGAAGUUUCGGAUACAAUCUAUCGGAGAGAUUUUACGGAAUACUUAUCAGAAAGUUCGAUAGAACUGGCAGUGGAGAUAUUCGCUUUGAUGAUUUCAUUCAGUGUUGUGUUGUUCUUCAGACUUUGACCAACGCUUUCAAACAACGCGAUCAUAACUUCAAUGGAUGGAUAACCGUCAGCUACGAACAAUUUUAGCAAUGGUGUUUAGUUGCAAGACGAAGUAGAUAUAUCAUCUGCAAUACUGCCGAACAUUGACGUACCUUAUGCUAUUUUAUGUAUUUUAUAUAUAUGCACAAAUUCACAACAAAUAUUUUUAACAAUAGUGUUAAGUUGCAAGACGAAAUAGAAAUAUCAUCUGCAAUACUGCCGAACAUUGACGUACCUUAUGCUAUUUUAUGUAAAUAUAUAUGCACAAGUUCACAACAAAUAUUUUAACAAUUGUGUAUAGUUGCAAGACGAAAUAGAACUAUCAUCUGCAAUACUGCCGAACAUUGACGUACAUUAUGCUAUUUUUUGUAAAUAUAUAUGCACAAGUUGUCAACAACUAUUUUUAACAAUUGUGUUUAGUUGCAAGACGUAAUAGAAAUAUCAUCUGCAAUACUGCCGAACAUUGACGUACAUUAUGCUAUUUUAUGUAAAUAUAUAUGCACAAGUUCACAACUAAUAUAAUUACAUUCUUCAAUGUAA